AUGGAGAAGUUCAUCUUUAUUGCAUUUCUUGAUGUUAUGUUGGCUUCCCUAUUGAUGUUUCAGCCCAUCUCCUGUUCCAGCAAUUUCACUGAUCAAGUGGCUCUCCUCCACUUUAGAUCAACGAUUGAAAUCGACCCAACAAACACGAUCAAAGGUGGCAAUUGGACCACUGAAGCAAAGUUUUGUGAAUGGAUUGGCGUCGUUUGCAACAACCGCAAGCAGAGAGUUACGGCUUUAGACCUCUCGCACAUGGAUCUCCAAGGAAGACUCUCUCCCUACCUAGGCAAUCUUUCUUUCCUGGCUUCUCUUGAUCUCCGCAACAACAACUUCUAUGGCGCGAUUCUAAUAGAAAUCAGUCGUUUACGCCGUCUAAAGGAACUUGUACUUGAUGUGAACCAGUUUGAAGGAAAUAUUCCUCCUCACUUAGCCCGAUGCCAAAACCUCAAAGUCAUGUCACUUGCGAUGAAUAGGCUAACAGGCAGCAUACCAAGAGAAUUCAGCACCUUCCCUAAGUUGCAACAACUGGACCUUAGCUCAAAUGACUUACGGGGUCAAAUUCCAAGCUUCCUGAGCAAUAUAUCCACAUUGCAGGUCAUUACAUUGGUCAACGCCACUCUCACAGGUUCGAUUCCAUUAGCACUUUUCAAUAGAUCGCUCACGAGUGUCAAUUUGAUGAUCAAUUAUCUCUCUGGAAGUCUUCCCUCCGAUCUUUGCUACCGCUGGCGUAACAUUCAGAUACUUGCACUGCCUCUUAACCAAUUCAGUGGCCUGCUACCAGAGACGCUAACCCAAUGCAAAGAGCUUCUCACGUUGUCGUUGGCAGGCAAUCAUUUUCAGGGAAGCAUUCCUCGAGACAUAGACAGCUUGCAAAAGCUGCAAAAACUCUUUCUCGGUGGUAACAAGUUGACUGGAGCGAUUCCUCGAACCAUUGGCAACAUGUCGAGCUUGCGCAUCUUGAGCUUACCUACUAACCAGAUAGGAGGUAACCUUCCGAGUGAGAUUGGCAAGUUGGUCAAUUUGAAUUCAAUGGUCCUUGAGGAAAAUCUGCUAACGGGCGAAGUGCCUAAAGAGAUUUUUAACAUUUCUUCGCUACAAGUGCUUUCUUUGAUGGACAAUUCACUCUCCGGAAGCCUUCCCUCAAGUAGCGAACUAAGCCUUCCGAAUUUGGAAAUAUUCCAUCUAUCAAUAAAUAGCCUUGGCGGAAACAUCCCACAAUAUAUUUCGAAUUAUACGAGCCUAAUUAUUUUCCAUGCUGCUUUCAAUCAACUUAGCGGACCGAUACCCAUGAGUUUGGGCAACUUGAAGAACCUCAUAAGCUUCGCGGUUUCGUCAAAUCAGCUCACAGGAGAGCCUCAUUGUUCAGAGCUCAGUUUUCUAUCUGCCUUAUCAAAUUGCCAAUCGCUGCAAACCUUGGAUCUGGGAGAAAACCCGCUUCACGGCUCCAUACCAAAAUCUAUCAAAAACUUCUCCAGUUCCUUACGAACUCUACUCGCUCCAGAUUCUCAAAUAAGAGGCCGCAUUCCCAAGGAAAUAGGUUUCUUGAAGAGAUUGACUUUUCUAGCGUUGAGCUAUAACGAUCUAGUUGGCAACAUCCCAUCAUCGGUCGGAGGAUUAGAAAGCUUGCAAAGGCUAUAUCUUGAUAACAACCAUCUCGAAGGACCAAUCCCCAAUGAGAUAUGCUACUUGACAAAUUUAGGAGAGUUGGUGCUCUGGCAAAAUAGGAUAUCUGGAUUGAUCCCGAAUUGCAUUGGAAACCUCAGCAAUCUUCAAAACUUUCUCCUAAGUUCGAAUAACAUGACAUCAGUUAUACCGGUUAGUCUGUGGAGCCUUCAAGAACUUAUCUUCCUCAAUCUGUCACUCAAUUCUUUCACUGGAGGACUACCACUUGAAAUAGGAAAAAUGAGAGCUAUGAACAGCAUUGAUCUUUCUUGGAAUCAACUUACUGGCACCAUACCGAGUUCCAUCCAAGAAUUGGAGAGCCUUGCUUCUCUCAACUUGUCAAGGAACUCAUUUCAAGGAUUGAUACCGCAAUCAAUCGGCAACCUUAAAGGGUUGGACUUCCUUGAUCUCUCCCACAAUGAGUUAUCUGGCACAAUACCUAAGUCCAUGGAAGGACUUAGAUAUCUGCAAAAUUUGAACUUGUCCUUUAACAAGCUAUCAGGAGCAAUUCCUAAUGGUGGGCCCUUUGGAAAUUUCUCAGCUCUCUCAUUCAUUGGGAAUGAAGUACUUUGUGGAAAUGCUAUUUUUCAAGUCCCACGUUGCAAAGUGAAUGGAAAGAAAUCAUCAAGGGACAAGCAGCUCCAUUUACUAUACAUUAUGGCGCCAAUUGUAUCACCUGUACUUUUAGUCUUUGUCAUUUGCUUGCUUAGAAAGCAUGGGAACACUGGCAAAAAAUCUUCAGUUUUGGUGGAGAACCCGCCUGGAAUUGACCACCCGAUGAUAUCAUAUCGGGAGCUUUGCUCGGCUACUAACAACUUUAGCGAAAGCAAUUUGCUUAGAGAGGGAAGCUUUAGCUCUGUAUACAAAGGAACUCUAGCCAAUGGGAUGGAUGUCGUAGUCAAAGUACUGAAUCUCCACAUUGAAGGCGCCCUAAAAAGUUUCGAUGUAGAAUGCGAGGUUUUCCGCAAGAUCCGACACCGGAAUCUAGUCAAGGUGAUCAGCACCUGCACGAAUGCCGAUCUGAGAGCUUUGGUGCUGCAAUACAUGCCCAAUGGGAGCUUGGAGAAGUGGCUUUACUCCAACAACUACAACUUGGGUCUCCAUCAGCGAGUGAAGAUAAUGGUAGACAUCGCUACGUCACUCGAUUAUCUCCACCAUGGCCAACCGGAACCCAUUGUGCACUGCGAUUUGAAGCCUAGCAAUGUUCUCCUAAACGAGGACCUAGUCGCACAAGUCUGCGACUUUGGAAUCUCAAAGAUUUUGGCUGAGAACAAGCUUGAAACACAAACCCAAACUCUCGGCACAAUCGGAUACGUUGCUCCAGAGUACGGUUUGGAAGGAAAAGUCUCGACAAAAGGAGAUGUUUAUAGCUUCGGCAUAUUGUUGUUGGAAGUGAUAACCAGAAAGAAGCCAACCGAUGAAAUGUUCAAUGCGGAUAUGAGCUUGAGGCUCUGGGUAGGUGCAGCGAUUCCAAACAGAGUGCUUGACAUCAUGGAUGGCAAACUCAUUAGCACGAAACAUGAAGAUCUGACGCUUUCGGAACUCGAGAGCAUAAUUUCAUCAGUCCUAGAGUUAGGACUAGAAUGUUCAAAGGACUUGCCUGAGGAAAGAAUGGACAUGAAAACUAUCAUGGUUAAGCUCAACAAGAUCAAGUUGUCACUUCCUUGAUAAGAAAAUAAGGUGGAGAGCAGUACGUAGAGGGGCAUAGUAUCAUCUUAGUUUGUACACGGUCAUUUCGUUUUCAUGGCAUUGUGUAUAGCCAUCUGCUAUAAAGUUUCUGAUCUUCUGAGCUUUCUGAAUCGGAGAAGAGCAGUACGUAGAAUAGGGGCAUAGCAUCAUAUUAGUUUGUACACGGUCAUUUCGUUUUCAUGGCAUUGCGUAUAGCCAUCUGCUAUAAAGUUUCUGAUCUUCUGAGCUUUCUGAA
Eucalyptus grandis is the source of this 3583-nucleotide messenger RNA. RefSeq names its product receptor kinase-like protein Xa21. The coding region runs from base 1 to 3327 and encodes 1108 amino acids. NCBI's taxonomy places the organism in Eukaryota, Viridiplantae, Streptophyta, Magnoliopsida, Myrtales, Myrtaceae. Gene Ontology annotation, molecular function: ATP binding; protein binding; protein kinase activity. The record is from RefSeq and is a predicted model, not a curated record. Gene Ontology annotation, biological process: protein phosphorylation. The transcript is spliced from 2 exons.